GUGUUUCAGCCCCAGAGCCGCCAAAGUUCUUGGACGCCUUGGCCGAACGUGUCGUUAUGGGCGUGUCCGAACUGAACGUGAUAGGUGUUGUGCACGGUGCUUUUGCAGCCGGGCAAGCCGCGAGACAAAAGAAAUCUGCCCAGAACCUGUUGGAG
Messenger RNA from Cladocopium goreaui, 155 nucleotides. The record is from the annotation of a GenBank genome assembly. Lineage: Eukaryota; Dinophyceae; Suessiales; Symbiodiniaceae.